This is a messenger RNA of Rotaria sp. Silwood1, 588 nucleotides long. The record is from the annotation of a GenBank genome assembly. Lineage: Eukaryota; Metazoa; Rotifera; Eurotatoria; Philodinida; Philodinidae.
AUGUCGUCGAAAGUUGAUAUUUCCACCACAACAACUCUUAUUGUUAUUGAUGUGCAAAAAGGUUUUCGUGAUGAACAAUAUUGGGGUGGUCAUCGAUGUACACCAGAUUUGGAACAAAAUAUUACAAAGCUCUUGACAGGUUUUCGUAAAGCUCAUUUGCCCAUUAUACAUGUCAAGCAUGAUUCAAUAAUUCCAACUUCACCUCUUCGUCCUUCGAAUGCUGGAAACGAAAUUGAAGAUUAUGCCAAGCCAUUAGCUACGAACAAUGAACCACUUUUGCACAAAUCGGUUAAUUCUGCUUUCAUUGGAACAGAUCUCGAGAAACGUCUUCGAGAACAAGGUACAUCGACAUUAGUUAUUGUAGGUUACACAACUAAUCAUUGCUGUGAGACGACAGCAAGAAUGGCCAAUAAUCUUGGUUUCAAUGUAUUUUUUGUACGAGAUGCAACAGCAACGUUCGAUCGACACUUUGAAGGCAAAACUAUCAAAGCAAACGAGGUGCAUUUCAAUACAUUAGCAACUUUGAAUGAAGAGUUUGCAACAAUAAUAACAUCUCAAGAAAUAUUAGAGGCCAUUACUAAAUUAUAA